AGCAGGUCCAGUCUCCGCCAAGCCUAGGUACGCUGCGCAUUUUGGGACUAUGACUUGCGCAGCCUCCCUAUCUCAGACUCACUCAAUCACCACCAAUUCGCCUUCGCGUUUGCUUUCUUCUUCCUAGUCCGGAGAGCACGCUCAUCCUUGACGCCCUCUACUCCUUUUCUCCCGAAGCGAUUGCGAUCCUUCGGCGCCCCUGUGCGUCAUCCGACCCUCCGACUCCAGGCCGGCAAUCGUGGCACACUCCAGUCUUUAACAGUAAACUUACCCUGUGGGCUGUUACUGCCUGUCCUCUUGUCCAGAGUCUGACAUCUACCGCAUAGUUCCAAGGAGGUUAUGGCACAGCAGAGUGCACAAGAUGUGGUAAACCAAUCUCAGUCGGCGGGCGACAACGUUUCGUCCUCCGACGCACCUGCGACCACAUCCACACCUGAUAUCAAAGUUUCUGGGGACGAAAUUGGUGUUGGGGAGGUUGCGCCGAAAGAGAAUGGAACACACACCCUUGCGAAUCUCAAGAUGGACGACUUGGAAGAUGCGUCAGGACGCUCUGAUACCGACACCAGCCGAGCCGAUGGCAGUGUAGCCGGAGACAAAUCUGCGGAGCUGAAAACACUCAAGAAAUUCACUGCUAAACCUGUGAGCUUCGCAAAGUACUCAGUACCCAAAGUUGUUGCCGCGAAUGCUGCUGCCAAAGGCACGGAGAAAGUUGCUACUCCCACGUCGUCCGCUUCAUCACUCACUGCCUCUGGCCGACCACGUUUGGUCGCAAAAACCACCAGUGCUCUGCAAACACAGGGCAAGCCAUACAAGACUGCUACACCGGACCCUAUGCAAGUGUGGAACAAAAAUAGAGUCACGCCCCAACCUUCAACGAAACAUCUCACAGAUGAAGAGCUUAAGCAGCAGUAUGGCAUCCAUUUGACCUCGCGGAUUCAGGCAGAUGGUGAGGGGAAGGAGGCAAAAUGGGCAGAUAUUGAUGACGAUGAGGAUGACUGGGCACCGGAAACGAUCGAAUGGAAUGACGGCACAAAGAGCACAUUGACACCCAUCGAAGUCGUUCCGCAGGCGAAGCAGAAGUCCGCACCCACUUCAGACGCUGACGAGAAGCCCAAGCAGGUUGCGCCUUCCAAGCCCCCAGCACCGCACUUCAUAAGCUCUGUCGGCCCCAAUGCUACAGUACUAAAACUUGGUGCCAACGCCGAAAGACAGCAUUCCCAGAAGGUCGCCAGUCUACAAACAAGGGCUCAGGCAGAGAAAGGCUCGAUGGGUUCUUCGAAGUCGACUCCUGCUGUAGCACCAGCCAAAUCACCAUGGGCAACCUUGCCUCCCGUUGACAAGGUAUCUCCCAUUGCGAUCAAUCCGCAACCUGUAUUACCACCCCAAGGCCGUUUCUCUUCCAACACCUACGUACAACCACCGACAGGCCUCUCAGCACCAUCUCCUGCCACGGAAAUCUCGGCCGAUGACUUUAAUCGUGCUUGGCGGGACGCAGCUCCUGGUCCACCACGCGAGUUGUUUGUACCGACCUCGGGACGAUACGAGGCCGUUCCAGAGGGUCGCAGACGAAUGUCCAGGAAUGACCAAGGCUUCCGAGCUCCUGCUGUACUUCAAAGGCCCAGUCAGGGAGAUCCACAUGCUCCUGCCGAGCCUUCCGCGGCGUUCCAGACACAUCGCACAAGCGCAGAUCAAGCACGACGAAGAGCAUCUUCUACCGUUUCUGGUGGCAGUGGCUCGUUUGGGCGGCGAAUGUCCUUCAAAUCUGGCGAAACACCAACUUCAGUCUUUGGACCGUCCAAGAGUGAUAUUGAGUCCCUCGUUCGACCCAGCUCUAAGGAUGGUCCCUCAUCACAGAUGCAGUUUCCGACUUACCAGUCGCGUGGCGUAACGGAACAGAUGCCUGCAGGCCCUGUUCCAGCAAGUGAUGCCGAUCUCGAGGCGCAACGCGUCCAGCAGAGAGCUUUGAUGAAGGAGAAUAUCGAGCGCGCGAGACGACGCAAGAUUGAAGAAGAGCAACGACUGGAAGCUGAGAAACAGGAACGCAUCAAGCUGAAAUUGGCCACUCUUGGUCCCGACCCCAAGUUGACGAAGAAACAUGCAGAAGAAGAUGUGGCUGCAGGAAAGGAAUCCAAGAAAACUACUGAAGAGACGACAGCGUCUACGGGGCAAGCUAACACUCAUUCACCUCCAAAACCUCCGCAACCUCUAGCCUCUGGCGAGCCCCAGCAAUACGGUAUGAUGAAGGUCCAUCCUCUGGACUCGGUCAAGAAGCUUGGAGGUUCAUUAUCUCGGCAGCAGGAUUCCCAGAAAACGACUACUCGAGCCAAGCUGGAUCCUGCUGGUUUGGAGGACUCUACACAUGAAAUCUUACAUAUGCCUUCUCCCGUGGCAAAUGGCGUUCGAUCUGUUCCAGAGUUGCGAAGGUCGAGUGGCCAAGAGCCGGUCGCGCCUUCGGAGCCGAGUCCGAAAUUACCCAAGCCCAGCUCCUCAGGGAAUGAUGCAAGAAGUGGAUGGGGAGAUUUGCGCCCUGACCACCGUUCGCCACAGGGAGCUAACCUAUGGGGUAUUCCCAGUAAGUCAGCCCUUGGAAACGGCACUUUCGACCAAGGACUGGCGGGCUAUGCUCCACAAGAUCUGUCCAGAACAUCUUCUUCGGCACAAGGCUGGAUAAAUGGGAGGACACCGCAUGCUGGUCGAUCACCACAGACCCAGUACGUGAAUCACACAGUACCUGAAAGUCGAUCGUUCUCUUAUCAGCCUAUUGCCUCACCUGAUCAAGGCCCAUUGGCCGCUGACAGCGAGGCUGACUCACUCUUCCCGACUACCAAGCCUGCCCCUAUCGCCCCUCCUCAUUCUCAACAAGCCCACGCUCCUGGAUCUGCCUACGGCUUCCACAAUGGUCCUAAGGCUCAUGGUGUUGACGCGUGGGCGAAUUUCCAUCAUGUUGCGGGACAACAAGAGCGCGCCGAGAAUGAGAGACUGCAACGUGAAUUGGUGUCUCGGCGAGAAGAAGAGCUGCGCACUGGAGUCCGACAAGGCCCUCAGUACACCUUCAACGAGACUUGGAAGCAAGUACAUGUCGGUGAACAGGCUGGACAGCGGCAUGUCGCCAAUAUUGCAGAGUCAGCCGUGCCUGCGUCCAACCUGUUCGGUGCAGUAGGCAGCAUGUCAGGCACAGAGAUGGGAUCACGAAUGAUGAGUGGGCCUGGAGGACGAGGGUCUCGCUUCUUUCCACAACCAAUUGGGGUUUCGCCACACGACCGACGAGCGUUUACUUACAGCCAUCCCGAGCCACCGCGAUCACCAUCACCACCCCCAGCGGAAGAAUACUCAAGUUUCCAUCCUGCUUUUGAUGGAGACUCACGAAGCCCCAAGGUGCACUUCCCGCCAGCAAAGGCGGUAGUCAGACUCCCCCCAGCCCUGCCGCCUACACCCCCAAGUCCGACCCCAGUCCAGCCAGCUGAUGCGUCAUACACACCGCUGACUUGGGCCGCGAGGGUGUCUCUACCGGUCUCGGCCCCACCGCAAUCGUUCAGAUCUGCGUCCACUCCGAUAGUACAGAACCCAUCUUGGCAAGAGAGGUUCAAUGGACUGCUGGGCAAGAAGUCUUCUCCGGUCCCAGAAACUGCUCAUCCUGCUGGAGCGGUUCUAGCGAUUGCCCCUUCUUCCAGAGAGCCACUCGAUGUGCAACAUGUGCUCGUACCUGCGGCGUCGGUGUCCAUGCCGGUCAGUGUCGAUGCUGGUGUUCUCGUGACAGAAACGUCAAUAGCGACGAAGGAUGUAGAAAGCGAGGAUGACCUCUUUGAGGAUCGAGAACCAGGGUCUCUGCCAAUCAUUGAAUUGCCCACCGGAACACCUCCAUUGCAGUGGGCACCGUCAUUUGCCUCGAGAAUUGCUCCGGCGCCCGUCGAUCCGGUCUCCAGACACGCCUUCAUGGUGAACAAUCUGCGGGAAUGGCACGGCCCAUCGAAACAACAGUACGCCUUGAUUCGCCUCCCAGGGCAAACGAAACCCACCAGAAAAGAUAUUCCAGUGAAGAGCGCACCAACAAAUAGUGGCAGCAGAUCCCAACACCGAACUGGUGGAAAUUCCAACACGACUUCACACCCUGGAAAGCGCGGUAGAAAUCGAGAUGGACCCCGGACUCGACAAGCAUCCAAAGCACACUGAAAUGUACUCCAAGAGUACCUUUGGAGAAAAGAAGUGGGAGUUUCAAGGUGAGACUACGGGCCAUUGCAAUUGUUACAACAAUAUUUUGUGGAAUGGGGACUUGAUGAUAUAUUAUCACACGCCCAUUCGGCAGAAGCAGACGCCUCAUCGUCCAUGUUUCGUGUAUUCCAUGCUUCAUGUUCAUAUUUCAGACAUUGAACAAACCAAACAAUGCCGCGCGAGCCCUGUUUUUCCUUCCAACACAGCACACUUGGGCUUCUAGUAUGGGUUUCGUCCUCUAAUUUUUUAUUUCCGACCUUGUCACAACAUGGAACGGUUCGGAAGAUGGCCGGCGGUGGGAUAGUAAACAUGGGUUAUUUGUGGGGAGUCUGUCAUUUUUUUUUCUUGUCGAUUCCGGUCAAAUCGUUCAUCAGAGGACUGGAAUGGACGGGCUCUGAAAAGUCAAACCAAAGCAAAGCCAGGGCCUGGUCCAUUUGUAUCAUCUAAGCAUUAGUGAAAGGAAUGGUCGGGUUCGAUGCUGUCGUUUUCGUGUGUCUGAGUAAGCCCCCGAUUAAUGGCGGGUUCCUCGUUCACUGUCUACCUACCUAGGUAACCCCCUACCUGACCUACGGAUGCUCGAGCAAACAAAUGAAAAAGACAAGGGACUUGACCCUUUGAAAUGUUAUCCUUACUACCGCAGUCUAUCGUGUCACGUUCACUUUGCGCUUUUCUUUCUCUUCUUCUCGGGGGUGGGGGGGGGUUUGGGUCUUUUUUUCCUCGUUUUCACCAUUAUUGUAUUUCCAAAGCUAUCCAGACUACUCUAUCCCAGGUAGGCAGGUAUGUUGAACAGGCAAGUGGACAGAUGGACAUGGAAAAAUUUGUGUGUCCCUUUUGGAUUCAAUUCGAGGAUGUACCAAACCGGAAUCCUUCCUCCGUCAAGAUUGGUCCUGAAAAAGGAAAAAAGGUUUCAAGAAAGCAUUUUUGAUUGACCUGCGCGGGGAAAGUGAUUGGGGGGGGGGUGUUUUU
Messenger RNA from Exophiala oligosperma, 5175 nucleotides. RefSeq lists its product as uncharacterized. The coding region runs from base 340 to 4170 and encodes 1276 amino acids. Lineage: Eukaryota; Fungi; Ascomycota; Eurotiomycetes; Chaetothyriales; Herpotrichiellaceae. The transcript has 3 exons. The record is from RefSeq and is a predicted model, not a curated record.